AUGUUACUUUGCAGUCUGCUUCUAUUCGCAUCGACUUGCUUUCAAGAAGUAUAUGCCAAAUAUGACCGCAAGUACCCUGCUGGAUUCGUGCUUGGUCCAACUCAAGUGGGAGUUCACAUCGAACAGGAAAAGCCGGGAGGUGUUUUCCUUCGGUUGGGACUUUCCAGGGACUCAAAUGGCAAGGGGGACUUUCAUGACUUGAUACAAUCCGCAGCGGCUUACGACAAUGAUCAAGCUGUCUGCGGGGGCCAGAAAACCGCUUGGUGUCUUGCAGCAGUUGAGUAUCAUAGCCAAUCUGCCUGGGAGCAAAUUGUAGGAGAAAUCGUGGCUUGGCCCGGCGGAACGUUGAAGAUCAACUACUAUGAAGAUUUCAAGGCCUCGACAUGGAACCAAACGAUAACGGACCCCCGGACCGGUAGAGUGCUAACAAAACUAGCAACUCCAAUCCACCCCCGCAACAUGGCCAUGCGAAGCAUCGACACAGCUGUGGCAAUGUUGGACUGCGCUAAUCCAGUGGUAAAAGCGCACAGCUAUCAUGAUAUCAUCAUCACACUGUCUAGCCCUGACCCCGAAUUUGCAAGGACAGGACGAGGAUAUAAUUGCACUUUUGAUGUGCCCGUCACUACUGACAAGGGUCGCACUUGGCUUGUCAGGUCAAUCAAUAUGAAUGAGCUGACGUCUCCCGCCAGCAAAAUGAACAUAUUGUCGAUUGGUGCUGAUUACAUGGGCAAAUUCAAGACUCAAGCAAUGCCGCAAAACUACACCAACAUCCGACUUGAGCUCUCCAAGCCAAACAUCAAUCUCGGUGUGAUGCUCAAAGGCGGCUGCCACAUCACAGAUCCUGUACAGUUGGAUGCCAGUACUUGGUUCAUUGCCUCAUUUUCAUAUCAAACACAGACAAAGGCUUAA
Protomyces lactucae-debilis is the source of this 909-nucleotide messenger RNA. RefSeq lists its product as uncharacterized. The transcript has 7 exons. The coding region runs from base 1 to 909 and encodes 302 amino acids. NCBI's taxonomy places the organism in Eukaryota, Fungi, Ascomycota, Taphrinomycetes, Taphrinales, Protomycetaceae. The record is from RefSeq and is a predicted model, not a curated record.